GACCUAGACAGGUAGCGCCCCUGACGGUCGCUAUAGCAGUCGAAAUUUCUUUUCCGACGGGACCACAUUUUUUCGGAAACCGCAUUUCGGUGGCAUCAAAUCUCGAGAAAACGCAAACAUGGGCGUGAGAGUGGAAUCGAUUACACCUGGCGAUAGCAGAACUUAUCCCAAGACUGGACAAACCGUUGUCGUACACUAUACAGGUACUUUAAAGGACGGUAAAAAGUUCGAUUCCAGUAGAGACCGAGGUGUGCCAUUCAAAUUCAAGAUCGGCAGAGGCGAAGUUAUCAAAGGUUGGGAUGAAGGCGUUGCUCAAAUGAGUGUCGGACAACGUGCAAGAUUAAUUUGCUCUCCAGAUUACGCUUAUGGUUCUCGAGGACAUCCUGGAAUUAUUCCGCCCAAUGCUGAGCUCACCUUCGAUGUUGAGCUGAUAAAAGUGGAACCAUGAACAUCCUCUCCUGAAAAAAAUAAAAAUCGACCAAAUUUCCUCGAUUUCAACAAUCACGGAAUUUUAAACUGUAAUAAAAAUUGCAUUUUACUAUCGGGUUUAUUGAACCUUGUGUUUAGGAGAUUUCCUCAAAUAUAGACGGCGCACUUAAUCACUAAAAAAUUUAAUUAAUCUUCAAUUUCUUAAUUAAAUAAAAAAAACCCAAUGAAAAAUGAAGAACUUAAAAAUUUUUCCUAAAACAAGGUCGAUAUAUAAGAUAUUUUCAUGAAUUUCUAGAAUCUGAAAUGUUAACAACACUUUUUCUUCACUAUAUCAUUAAAUUACAUUUUCCAAAAGUCAAAACAAAAUAUAAAAAUAUAUAUAUGUACUUUGUUCAUUCCAAUUUAUUCUUAGCAAUUUUGUAAUCUUCUAGUGCAUUUUGUACAAAGAAAAAAAAAUUUGCAUUCAAUCAGUAAUAAUUAUGAUCGUUUGUAUCAAUUCUGUAAACUACAAUAAAAGCUGUCUUAAUCUUAAA
This is a messenger RNA of Leptopilina heterotoma, 962 nucleotides long. RefSeq names its product peptidyl-prolyl cis-trans isomerase Fkbp12 (gene Fkbp12). The transcript is spliced from 5 exons. The coding region runs from base 119 to 448 and encodes 109 amino acids. Gene Ontology annotation, molecular function: peptidyl-prolyl cis-trans isomerase activity. The record is from RefSeq and is a predicted model, not a curated record. NCBI's taxonomy places the organism in Eukaryota, Metazoa, Arthropoda, Insecta, Hymenoptera, Figitidae.